UUCCCCUCAACAGGAAACUCUCUGGGACAAAACAAGAUGGACAAUGAGUCAACCACACCAUUCUAUUACCCAGAUUAUAUUAUUGAAGAACCCUGCCAAAAACUUGAUGUGAAGCACACCGCAUCACAGCUCCUUCCCCCACUCUACUCCCUGGUGUUCAUUUUUGGCUUUGUGGGCAAUGCUCUCGUUUUUCUGGUCUUGAUAAGAUGCAAAAAGCUGAAAAGCAUGACUGACAUCUAUCUGCUCAAUCUGGCCAUCUCUGAUUUGCUUUUCAUCGUCACACUCCCAUUUUGGGCUCACUAUGCUGCAGACCAAUGGAUCUUUGGAGAUGCCUUGUGCAAGGUGCUGACGGGCUUCUAUCACAUGGGUUUCUUUGGGGGAGUCUUCUUCAUCAUCCUCCUGACCAUCGAUCGGUACCUGGCCAUUGUCCAUGCUGUGUUUUCUAUGAAAGCUAGGACAGUCACCUUUGGCAUUCUGACAAGUGUCAUCACUUGGGUGGUGGCUGGCUUUGCCUCUCUCCCAGCAAUCAUCUUCACCAAAUCACAAAAGGAAGGUAUCCAACACACCUGCAGCCCUCAUUUCCCAUCAGAGCAGUUUUCUGUCUGGAAGAACUUCCAAACUUUAAAGAUGAAUCUCUUGGGGCUGGUGGUGCCCCUGUUAGUCAUGAUCAUUUGCUACUCUGGAAUCAUAAAAACAUUGCUCCGGUGUCGGAAUGAGAAGAAGAAACACAAAGCAGUGAGAUUAAUCUUUGUGAUUAUGAUUGUUUAUUUUCUCUUCUGGGCCCCCUAUAACCUGGUACUUCUCUUAAAUACCUUUCAAGCUUUCUUUGGUCUAGACAAUUGUGAGAGCUCCAAGAGGCUGGACCGAGCCAUUCAAAUAACAGAGACUCUUGGAAUGACCCACUGCUGUAUCAAUCCUGUGAUUUAUGCCUUUGUUGGAGAAAAGUUCAGGCGAUACCUCUCUACUUUCUUCCACAAAUAUAUUGUGUGGCACUUCUGCAAACGCUGCCCCUUUUUCCAAGGGGAGGCACUUGACCGAGUGAGCUCAAUGUACACUCGAUCUACUGGGGAGCAGGACAUUUCUACUGGCCUAUGA
Gracilinanus agilis (Agile Gracile Mouse Opossum) is the source of this 1095-nucleotide messenger RNA. Its product is annotated as C-C chemokine receptor type 5-like. The coding region runs from base 37 to 1095 and encodes 352 amino acids. Gene Ontology annotation, cellular component: cytoplasm; membrane. The record is from RefSeq and is a predicted model, not a curated record. NCBI's taxonomy places the organism in Eukaryota, Metazoa, Chordata, Mammalia, Didelphimorphia, Didelphidae. Gene Ontology annotation, molecular function: C-C chemokine receptor activity. Gene Ontology annotation, biological process: immune response; G protein-coupled receptor signaling pathway; inflammatory response. The transcript has 2 exons.